CAAACCUUUCCAACUCCAACCCCACUACUUAUAAUCUCUCUCCCAAAACACAAUCAUUAUCGCAAAAAUGUCCAAAAAACUUAACCCUCUUCAUUUUCUCAUCCUCAUAACCAUACUAUAUUGUAUCUUAAUUUCAUCCACCGCAAAAGCAUCAACAUACAAUGUAAUCCAAUUCGGAGCCAAACCAAACGGAAAAACCGAUUCCACAAAAGCAUUCCUAAAUGCAUGGACUAAAGCAUGUGCUUCACCUAAUCCCGUAUCAAUUUACGUACCACAAGGGAAAUUCUUACUUGGAGCCGCAACGUUUAAUGGAAAAUGUACCAAUAAGGCUAUUUCUAUAAUCAUUGAUGGUACUUUGGUUGCUCCUUCUGAUUACCGUUUAACCGGAAAUGCCGGUUACUGGUUGAAGUUUCAGCACGUCGACGGGGUUUCGAUCCGCGGCGGUGUGCUUGAUGGACAGGGGACUUCUUUGUGGGAUUGCAAAAACUCAGGAAAAAGUAGUAAUUGUCCAACUGGAGUUACGACGCUGGAAUUUAGCAACUCCAAAAACAUUAUGAUCAGUGGGUUGACAUCAAUGAAUAGUCAAAUGUUCCACAUCGUGUUCAAUGGAUGCCAAAACGUUAUGGCUCAAGGCGUAAAAAUCAUGGCGGCCGGAAACAGCCCAAACACCGACGGCAUCCAUGUCCAAAUGUCCUCCCACGUCACCAUCCUCAAAUCAAAUAUUCGAACCGGUGAUGAUUGCAUCUCCAUUGGCCCUGGCACCAGUAAUUUGUGGAUCGAAAAUAUUGCAUGUGGACCUGGACAUGGAAUAAGCAUUGGAAGCUUAGGAUGGGAGUUAAACGAACCAGGUGUACAAAAUGUGACAGUUAAAACGGUUACAUUCUCAGGGACUCAAAAUGGUGUUAGGAUAAAGUCUUGGGGUAGACCUAGCAAUGGAUUUGUGAGGAACGUGUUUUUCCAAGAUGCAAUUAUGGUUAAUGUCCAAAACCCAAUUGUAAUUGACCAGAAUUACUGCCCUAAUAACAAGGACUGCCCUGGCCAGGCAUCUGGGAUUAAAAUCAGUGAUGUUACAUACGAAGACAUUCAUGGAACAUCAGCAACACAGGUAGCUGUAAAAUUCGAUUGUAGCUAUAAGUAUCCAUGCAGUGGGUUAAAGUUGAAGGAUGUAAAGCUAACAUACAAAAAUCAAGUUGCUGAAGCAUCUUGUAAUCAUGCUGGUGGAGCUGCGUUGGGUUUAGUUCAACCACAGAGUUGCUUAUAGAACAAAUAAAAUAAUUAAACAAAGAUUUUGAAUUGGAUCUCAGUCUUUGUUUUUACAUAUAAUCAAUUAAUUCAAACAAUGUAUCACUAUGUUGUAGUUUCAGAAGUUGUUUAGUUUUUGGUUUAUUGCUUGAUCUGAGGUUUUGUAGCCCAUUGGGCCGAGCCUGGUCUUGCAAUUCUUAUGGACUAUAGAAAAGUCCAAUUUUCUAUUACACGAUUAUAUUUCCACUAUUCAAAUUAUACGCAUAUAUUUGUAAGAAAGUAAAUUAAAGGGUAUAUGAAUUAUUAUAUUGGAUUUAUGUAA
This is a messenger RNA of Cicer arietinum (chickpea), 1564 nucleotides long. Its product is annotated as polygalacturonase-like. NCBI's taxonomy places the organism in Eukaryota, Viridiplantae, Streptophyta, Magnoliopsida, Fabales, Fabaceae. Gene Ontology annotation, molecular function: polygalacturonase activity. Gene Ontology annotation, biological process: carbohydrate metabolic process. The record is from RefSeq and is a predicted model, not a curated record.